This is a messenger RNA of Melampsora larici-populina 98AG31, 420 nucleotides long. RefSeq lists its product as uncharacterized. NCBI's taxonomy places the organism in Eukaryota, Fungi, Basidiomycota, Pucciniomycetes, Pucciniales, Melampsoraceae. The record is from RefSeq and is a predicted model, not a curated record. The transcript has 2 exons. The coding region runs from base 1 to 420 and encodes 139 amino acids.
AUGUCAACCUCAUCUUUGGGAGCCACACCUAGUGAUGGGAGAGUGACCCAAGGUGCACACAGGGUGACUCAGGUCUACAGAGGGAACAGGGAAAACUCAGUCCCUCCAGAAAGUCAAGAAGGCAGUCAUCUUCCACCAGAAGCACCACCUCCAGCAGAAAAAGUACCGGCAGCAAAGAAAACACGUAAAGAACCCAAGACAAAAGACACAAACCUUGGGACUCAAACACAAAAUCAACCACCAGAACAAGUGUCAGAGCCAGAAAACUUAGAGAACCAAGGACAGGCGCAUAGUUCAGAUGAUCAAAAUCCAACACAACUGCUUUUACAGCAAGAACAAGAGAGACCCCAAAAUUUAAUUAAACUCAAGUGCAAGCCAAAGCGCAAAGCUCAGGACAGAUCAUUGAAGAACAAGCAAUAG